AUGGUGGUUACAGUAGUCUAUUGUUUGGCUCACAUGGCUUAUUAUAUAGUUUGUUGCUACUACUUAAUUGGUGCGGAUCGUGAACGCAAAAUGUACAUGAGAGACUCGAUUCUGGAAGUUUAUGGGUUGGAUUCUUUGGAUUCUAACAUGAUUGUCACUUUAUACAAGACCCAGUUGAUGAAAGCACUAGUCGUCCAAUCAGUGAUCCCGAUUGUUGUCAGCUUUGCACCCUGUGUCUUCUCCUGGUAUUUACCGGUUUUUGGUGUUGAUCUGGGGCGCGGAGUCUACCACACGUCAUCUAUCGCAGUGUCCGCGUUCCCAUUCUUUGAUCCCUUGGCUAUUCUAUUUUUUGUUCCAACUUUCCGAAGAAGAUUGAGAGAAGGAUUUCAUUUUUUGUUGAAACCAUUGCCGUCUGAUCAGACAGAUAGUAGACAAGUAGACUGUAGACAAGAAUAA
Caenorhabditis remanei is the source of this 456-nucleotide messenger RNA. RefSeq lists its product as uncharacterized. NCBI's taxonomy places the organism in Eukaryota, Metazoa, Nematoda, Chromadorea, Rhabditida, Rhabditidae. Bases 1 to 456 code for a protein of 151 amino acids. The transcript is spliced from 4 exons. The record is from RefSeq and is a predicted model, not a curated record.